This is a messenger RNA of Effrenium voratum, 1174 nucleotides long. The record is from the annotation of a GenBank genome assembly. NCBI's taxonomy places the organism in Eukaryota, Dinophyceae, Suessiales, Symbiodiniaceae.
GCGAAAGGGGAAAGAAAAAAAACGAAGACGACUGAGCCGCCUUCGCUCGGAGCGGAGCUCGCGCCAUGGACUCAUGGGCGCCAGCUGCAGCGAGGUGCACCGCGCCUGCGCUGAUCUGGCUGCCCCGAAGGCGAAGGCCACGAACGAGCGCGGCGCAGUGCCUGCGGGGGUGGCGCGGCGAAGCGUGCCCAGCGACUCCGAGAGCGAUGCGGAGAGCCAGGUGUCCCGGAGGCCGGACUUCGCCAACUUGCUGGGCCGCAGGGUGCGGCACUUCGAGGUCUCGGAGCCCGACCUCAGCCCCCAGGCGCAGCUCACGGAGGAUCUCAUGCGGGCAACGCGCGCGGGCGACUACGAUGCCAUGUUGGACGUCUUGGCCAAGGGCGCCGCGGUGAACAGCACCACGCAGCGGCGGCAGAGCCCGCUGAUGCUGGCGGCCGCCGCGCGCACGCCAGGUGCCAACGAAUGCAUGCAAUUGCUGCUGGAUGCUGCAGCUGAAUUAGAAGCGAAGGAUGUGCUGGGCUGGUCUGCGCUGCUCUAUGCUUGUCGCAACAACCGUAUGGGGCAGGUGGACAUGCUUCUGAAGGCGAGGGCGCAGCUGCAGAUCGCGGACCACGGCGGCCGCACCGCCGUGAUGUUGGCCACGCUGGAGGGCGGAAACCACCUGGUGCAAAUCCUUGCUGAGCAGCGAGCUCAGCUCACCAAGAAGGACCAACGGGGCUGGACGCCGCUCUUCCACGCCGCCAGCGAGGGCAACGUGGAUUUGGUGAAGUGGCUGCUGAGGAAACAUUGCUCCGCCCAGGAUGUGGACAAGGAUCGGCACACUGCACUCAUGGUGGCCUAUAACGCGCCGAACAACACCAAGGUGGCGCACCACUUGUUGAAGCGGGCGUGCAGUGUCAACGCGCAGAACGACGCUGGCGAUUCCGUUUUGAUGAUGGCGCUGCGCAACGACCAGACCCUGGAGUUUGCCCGAUGGCUGCAGAAUGAUCCCUUCUUGGACGUACUGCUGAAGAAUGCCGGGAAAGAGGAUGCCAUCGACAUCUGCGAGCAGCGGGGGUUGUAUGGUAUGCGGCUGAUGCUGGAGUCCAAAGCACGACUACAGGCGGAAGAGCAGGCAGACAAAGAGAAAGCAGCUUCUUCGCAGAUGGCCGCAGCCAUGGACGGCACGUAGCAA